Messenger RNA from Cicer arietinum (chickpea), 2573 nucleotides. Its product is annotated as probable polygalacturonase. Gene Ontology annotation, biological process: carbohydrate metabolic process. Gene Ontology annotation, molecular function: polygalacturonase activity. The record is from RefSeq and is a predicted model, not a curated record. Lineage: Eukaryota; Viridiplantae; Streptophyta; Magnoliopsida; Fabales; Fabaceae.
GAUUGUGAAUCUUGACUGGACGGAGCUUACGAACUUGGAAAAAAAAAUUGGUGUGUGUUUGGGAAAGUCGAGAUAAAAAACACUGUCAUCACUGAACUGAAAGAAACAAACACCAUCACCAUGCAAAGCUCAAUUUUUGUUAACAAAGUUCCAACCUUUGCAUUUGUCACUGUCUGAAACCAAGUUGUCUUUGUGUUGGAAAUCACUGUCUCCACUUUAACAACAAUAGAUGCCAAUUACCAUCUUCAAAAAAAUUCAAUUUUUAUUUGAGUUUCUCUCUCUUUCUUCACUUCAAUAUGCUUUAGAGAGAGAGAGAGAGAGAAUUUUUUGAAGUGAAGGAGUUGAGUUGAGUUAGAAGCAGAGGAGGGUCCUACUGCUUAUAUUUUUGUGGGCAACAACAGUCUCUAUCAAUGAUUUUGGUGUGGUGGUGGUGACUCUAUGAUCAAAUGACCCACCCAAUCAAUUCAAUACUUUCUUAUUCUUCAUCAACAUUUUUAUCAAAUUAACCAAAACCUCAUCUUCUUCUUCUUCUUCUAAACCUUUCUUUCUUUUGUGUCUUUUUCAUUGCUACUAAGAAGAAGACUUGUUUAAUUCAAAAGGCAAAUAACGGAUCUCAUUCAUAUGAGGAGAGCUUUCACACUUGUGGAUGUGUUUCUGGUACUUGCAUUGUUCUGUUGUAGCUCAUGGAAAGUGUGGAGCAGCACACUUUGCAAAGAGACAAACUUGGACAAAGUUAGGCCUCACAGUGUCAGUAUUACCGAAUUCGGUGCUGUUGGAGAUGGAAUCACUGUCAACACAAAAGCAUUUCAGAACGCAAUCUUCUACCUAAAUUCUUUUUCGGAUAAAGGUGGAGCUAAGCUUUUUGUACCAGCCGGUCGGUGGUUAACUGGUAGUUUCGAUCUCAUUAGCCACCUAACUUUGUGGUUGGACAAGGAUGCAGUAAUUCUUGGAUCAACAAACUUUGAGGAUUGGCCGAUUGUUGAUCCUCUACCGUCUUAUGGACGAGGAAGGGAGUUGCCGGGUGGAAGGCAUAGGAGCCUAAUUUAUGGAUGCAAUUUGACCGAUGUUAUCAUAACAGGUAAUGAGGGAAUCAUUGAUGGUCAAGGGAGUAUAUGGUGGAGCAAGUUUAGGAACAAAACAUUGGAUUAUACGCGUCCGCAUUUGGUAGAAUUGAUGAAUUCAACUGGGAUUCUCAUUUCAAAUUUAACCUUCUUGAAUUCUCCAUUUUGGACCAUUCAUCCUGUAUAUUGCAGCCAAGUUACGGUUCAGAAUGUCACGAUCCUCGCUCCUCUUGAUUCGCCAAACACAGAUGGGAUUGAUCCAGAUUCUUCCGAUGAUGUGUGUAUCGAAGACUGUUAUAUAAGCACCGGUGAUGAUCUAAUUGCCAUCAAAAGUGGCUGGGAUGAGUACGGAAUUGCAUUCGGUCGUCCCAGCACAAACAUUAUCAUCCACAGGCUUGUUGGGAAAACUCAUACAAGCGCAGGGAUUGCUAUUGGAAGUGAAAUGUCGGGGGGUGUAUCAAAUGUUCGUGCGGAAGAUAUUCGCUUUGACGAUUCAUAUACUGCAAUCAGAAUAAAGACUACACCUGGAAGAGGUGGUUAUGUUAAAAACAUCUAUGUCUCUAACAUGACAUUGGUUAAUGUCGAUAUUGCUAUUAGGUUCACUGGUUUAUAUGGUGAUCAUCCGGAUGAUGGUUACGACCCGAAUGCUCUACCUGUUAUUGAAAAGAUUACAAUCAAGGAUGUGAAAGGAGAAAAUAUAAAAAAAGCUGGUCUUAUAGAGGGUAUAGAAGGUGACAAUUUUGUUGACAUUUGCUUAUCAAACAUCAUCCUUAAUAAUGUGAGCUCAAACUAUCCAUGGAACUGCUCUAACGUUAGAGGAUACUCUGACUCGGUUUUGCCAGAAGCGUGCGAGCCACUCAAAGAGAGAAUAUUCCCCGACCAUUGUUCAGACUGUUACUAUCUGUCGAAUCCCCGAGAGAGUUCAAGUAAUCGAAAAAGAGGUGCUUGGUUUAUGUCUUGGUAAAAUUAUGGAGUUUACAGCAUUAUCCUACCAAAAGCUCACUCAUUGAUGAAAAUUCAAUUGGUUGUGUUUUUUAAGCAGGACAAAAUUUCACUUGACAUACGAAGUUGAGUGAGGUUGCUGCUGAUCUGUGAUUUGUUCAUCCAUAUCUCCAGAAAGGAAGAUACCGCGAGCGAAAGAUGAUUGUUUCUUGUAACGUGUGAAAUCAUCUGAGUGAUUUAUAUCAGAAAUAGGAAGUUGAAUUAUUUCAUGUCCUGCUUUUUCUAGCUACCUUUUGGCUUUGGAAAAGGAAAAAAAAAUGAAAAUUUUUGUGUCUAGUUUUUUUGGUUGUAAGGGAAAUAGUGUGUUUGUUUAUAGAGGUUGAGAUAUUUGGUUAUUCUGACACAAUUCCCUUUUGCUACAAUGUUAUGAGACAUUGAAGAUUUUUGCAGAAGUUGGAAGCAGUUGUUUGAAUAAGGAAUCCAAUAAACAAACUUCCUAGAAAGGUGGAAUCUAAUCAAUUACAUCUUUUUUUACACAUAAUAAAUAAUAAUGAGUUAUUGUUUGGUUGA